CCCGGAAGCUGAAGGCGAGAGCAGCGAGAGCAGCGGCGUCGCGUUGGCAUUUCUCUCAGCUGACGCUCGAGCGCAGGAGACACCGACUCCAGGAACAGGACAUGAUAAGGUCUCCACCAUGGACACAGAGAUGAUGAUGAUGCCGAAGUUCUCCUCGAAAGACGAGGAAAUCGAUUACUGGAAGUGCUUGUCUCUCAAAUACAAGAAGAGUUAUCGUGAUGCUCAGGAGGAGCUGCAGGAGUUCCAGGAGGGCAGUCGAGAGCUGGAGGCCGAGCUGGAGGCUCAGCUGGGGCAGGCCGAGCACCGCAUCCGAGACCUGCAGUCAGAGAACCAGAGGCUGAAGAGCGAGGUGGACACACUCAAGGAGAAACUGGAGCAGCAGUACGCUCAGAGCUAUAAGCAGAUCGCCAUGCUGGAGGAUGACCUGGUCCAAACACGUGGCAUCAAGGAGCAGCUGCACAAAUAUGUCAGGGAGCUGGAGCAGGCCAACGACGACCUGGAGAGAGCUAAGAGGGCCACCAUCACAUCCCUGGAGGACUUUACACUUUGUUUUUGGCUAAAAAAUACAUGCAUCUUGUAUGUUCUUGUAGACUUGAGGCAAGAGUUGGCAGUUCAAGAGAGGACUUCAGAUGUUGCCAGGAUGUCGGCCCCCAGCUCUCCCACCCUAGACAUUGAUAAGACAGACUCAGCAGUGCAGGCCUCCCUGUCCCUCCCAGCUACACCUGUAGGGAAGAACGUGGAGCAUUCUUUCAUUGCUUCUAAAGCGUUGACCAAUGGCUGUGGAAGCUCCCCCCUCACACCGUCUGCACGGAUCUCAGCUCUUAACAUUGUUGGUGAUCUUCUGCGGAAAGUUGGGGCUCUUGAGUCUAAACUAGCUGCCUGUAGGAACUUCGCCAAGGACCAGGCUGCAAGGAAACAUUACACAACAGGAAAUGGAAGCCUCAUCAACAGCAGCGCAACCAAGUUCUCUCAUUCGCUCCACACUACGUAUUUUGACAAGACGAAUAUGAAUGGCCUGGAUCCCGGUGCCCUGACGGCCAUGGCUUCCCCGCGGGCCAUGUCUCCUCCUGGCAUGCUCCCUCUCAGCGUGUGAGAGACUUUCCCAGCGACCUCCACACAAGCUCGGACGCAAUGUGGAAACAGAGAGGACACUCCAGAGAUUGUGUGAGUGUGUGUGUGCGAGAGAGACUGAGAUGACGUGCCUCGAGCGUGUCUGACAGAUGCAUGUCAGGCGUGAGGGUCCGUUCCUGUGAGCGCGAGCUUCAGUCCACCUCUGUUCUUCUCACGAGGUCUCACCUAAAGCCAGCAAAACGACAAAGGUCUGAGUCGGGCCACAGCUUCUGUGUGAGUUUCAGUGUGUCGCACAAUUUAAAAGAUGUUCAAGGGAUUUUCUUUUUGAGGUGAACGUCACUGUAUGCUUGAUGCCAAUGCGUGUGUGUGUGAUCUGAGGCAGAUCUGAACGUCCCCUCAGCCUUGAUUUACACGUUCACUGUUUUCAGCUUCGGUAAAGGGUCUAAAUGUGGAGGUCCGCAGAUGUUUUUACUGGAAUGAAUGCCAAGAAAACGUGUUCAAUAGCAUGGAAACAUCGGCUAUUACUAUUAUUAACCCAGUUACAUCAGCUGGCUGGUCACCAGUUUGCAUGAUGCAACCACUAUUUUAGGGCUUCAGAAGGUUUGUAUGUAUGCUUCUGAAACUGCACUUCAAAACCCCACAGUUAAGUGAUGUUUACUGUGUCUAGAUUCACGGGCCGCAGUGGUCACGAUGCAAACCGCAAGUACUGUUUCACUCGUGUAACUGCUUUGACUGUAAAUCAGUCUCUGUGCGGUGUGACCUUCCUCACAGAACUUGUCAGUGGUUGUAUGAGCCUCAUUUCUAUCCCAUGUGCCUCUGCUGGUGAGUUUGUGGAACUGAAGCCUGCUUUUGUUUAUCACAGGGUUUAAGUUCAGUUCAUUUACGGCAAACUUUAACAUCAAGUAUAGUAGGGCUGCACGAUAAAUCGCAUGCGAUAUUUAACGCGCAUCUUGUCAGUAAA
Molecule: messenger RNA, 2032 nt
Organism: Sinocyclocheilus grahami
Lineage: Eukaryota; Metazoa; Chordata; Actinopteri; Cypriniformes; Cyprinidae
Product: nuclear distribution protein nudE-like 1-B
Exons: 10
Coding region: 119-1093 (324 amino acids)
Biological process (GO): establishment of mitotic spindle orientation; centrosome localization; mitotic centrosome separation
Cellular component (GO): kinetochore; kinesin complex; centrosome
Molecular function (GO): microtubule binding
Source: RefSeq, a predicted model, not a curated record